GCUCCGCUCUUGGGGCAUAAUGGUGGCAUACUGGCCACAGGCCGGACUCAGCUACAUUGGAUACUCCCAGGUCUGUGCAAAAGCAGUGAGAGAUGCACUGAAGACAGAAUUCAAAGCAAAUGCUGAGAAGACUUCUGGCAGCAGUACAAAAAUUGUGAAAGUAAAAAAGAAAUAAUCUACUCUGACCAAAGCUUGAAAUGCUACAUUUUCAAGGUGAAGAUGUGUAGGUGCAUGUUAUGGCAGAUUGAAAACGAUCUCACUUCAUGAAAAAAAAAUACCUGUCUUGUUUGUAAAUUGACAUUGCCAAUAAAUUGAAGUAUGGUUCACU
Molecule: messenger RNA, 328 nt
Organism: Carlito syrichta (Philippine tarsier)
Lineage: Eukaryota; Metazoa; Chordata; Mammalia; Primates; Tarsiidae
Product: ATP synthase subunit epsilon, mitochondrial-like
Exons: 1
Coding region: 20-175 (51 amino acids)
Biological process (GO): proton motive force-driven mitochondrial ATP synthesis
Cellular component (GO): mitochondrial inner membrane
Molecular function (GO): proton-transporting ATP synthase activity, rotational mechanism
Source: RefSeq, a predicted model, not a curated record